AUGUCAUUACUUCUGCAAAAAAUACGCUAUUGUGAAUACAAUUGGAGUAUACGCUGUGACUUAAAAGUAGCAGCUAUUCUGACAGGAUUGCAGGCAGGAUACACAAAAUACUGCUGCUUCCUAUGCGAAUGGGACAGCAGAGAUAGGAUAAAGCAUUACGUUAAGAAGAAUUGGCCAAUCAGGAACAAAAUGCAGCCAAGAAAUAAAAUGUUCAACAUCCACCAUUCAGAUACGCUAUGCUAUAAAUCCGAGUCAGCGUUUAAAAGAACAAAAGUAAAUUGCGAUUGUAGAUUCCGGUAUAAAAUUGGAAGUGUUACACAUUGUGACAAUAUACUUGAAUAA
Messenger RNA from Helobdella robusta, 342 nucleotides. RefSeq lists its product as hypothetical. The transcript has 2 exons. The coding region runs from base 1 to 342 and encodes 113 amino acids. Lineage: Eukaryota; Metazoa; Annelida; Clitellata; Rhynchobdellida; Glossiphoniidae. The record is from RefSeq and is a predicted model, not a curated record.